Periconia digitata is the source of this 876-nucleotide messenger RNA. The record is from the annotation of a GenBank genome assembly. NCBI's taxonomy places the organism in Eukaryota, Fungi, Ascomycota, Dothideomycetes, Pleosporales, Periconiaceae.
GAGUCCGUUAAGAUGGCGGAAGUGCGCAUGAGGCAGCGGCAGAAGGGGCAGCAGUUCCCGGCGCCAGAAUUAGAAUCCUUCCUAAUCGCCUACGGCGACGACCUCAACCCCCUACCAACCACGAUCCGCGUCCUCGACGAAAUCGUCACCGACUACAUCAUCGAAACAUGCCACGAAGCCGCCGCGGUAGCACACCACGCGCGUCGCCAGAAAAUCAAGCUCGACGACUUCAAGUUCAUGCUGAGGAGGGAUGCGGCCAAGUUGGGGAGGGUGAGCGAGAUCCUGGAGACGGAUAAGGAGUUGAAGAGGAAGAGGAAGGCUUUUGAUACUGAUGAGGGGGCCGUUGUAGCGAAAGGCGGUGGCGCUGGGGUUGACGGGGAUGAUGGCGGGGAUGGGGCGGUGGAGAAGGAGAAGGGGAAGGGGAGGGAGAAGGAUAGGGAGGGCGGGAAGGAGGAUGGGGAGCGGAAGAGGAGGAAGAAGAAGAGGGGCGAGAAGGGGGAUGGUGCGAGUGUGAGGAGUGGAUGAGCAGGCUGCUGUGUGUGUGGACUAGAGAUGUGCGAGAUUGGUUUAAUCGGGGAUUGUAAUCUGUGCGGGUCAUGGACACUGAGGAAAAAUUGAGGGAAAAUGAGGGAUCAUGGGAGCAUUAUAUCAAUGGGAACAUUCAUGAGGCGUUCAGGAUGGUGGGUGGAUCGGUCAACAUCAAAUCAUGUCUUCUUUCUUGUGUUUUUUGACUUUUUUUUCUCAAUUCGUCCUCACUGUACUGUGUGACAACCCAUGCAUGAUAAUUCAUAUCUUCGUGGCAAACACCAUACAACCUUCCACACCGCAUCUUCCUCUCUUGCCGAGCCCUAUCUCUUCGUCCGCCUCGUCACCUAC